Molecule: messenger RNA, 9096 nt
Organism: Cherax quadricarinatus
Lineage: Eukaryota; Metazoa; Arthropoda; Malacostraca; Decapoda; Parastacidae
Source: RefSeq, a predicted model, not a curated record
GUUUAUAGGGACAUGCAGGUGAGUGCAAAUAAGAAGUGCGCUAAAUGUCCCACAAUGGGUUUAGCGUUUAACAUGAAUCAGUGAUUAAGCAACCCUCAUUUAUAACAUGUCUAAGCUUGGUUUCUGACCAUGGCAUAGCUUUUCCGAAAGGUCUCUUGCAUUUGGCACGGAGACCUGCACUUGCUGGUUGUCAUUACUUGUAGAUGCCGUGGGAAAGUUAUGGGACCUGAAAAUGCUAAUAAUGAACCGCUUGCUUCUGACUGAGUUCUUGCUUGUUCCGCAGGUGUCGUGGAUCCGACACCGAGACCUUCACGUACUGACGGUCAGCUCCUUCACAUUCACCAAUGACGACAGGUUCUCCGCUCACCGAGACCCGUCCACGGGGGACUGGGUGCUGGUGCUGCGCCGGCCACUUCCGUCGGAUUCUGGGUUCUACGAAUGUUCCAUCUCCACCAAGCCAGUAACCACCAUCAGUGUCAAGCUCGACGUUGUUGUGCCCACAGCAGAGCUGCUGGGAGACGGUGAGGUCUACCUAGACCGAGGAAGCACUCUCAACCUCACUUGUGUGGUACACUUCAGCCCUACGCCCCCAGAGUUCAUCCUGUGGUACCACCGCGAUAAGCUGGUGAACUAUGGUUCUCGCGAGGGACGAGAGAUCAAAGUGAGGACUGUACACAAGGGAGACACCACUCGCUCCUCCUUGCUCGUCCACAACGCCACCGUCUGGGACUCCGGCAAGUAUUCCUGCAAGCCUUCCAACGCCCAGAAGAUCUCCAUUGAUGUCCAUGUUCUAAAGAGCGAGACCCCAGCAGCCAUGCAGACUACCACCAGCAGCGGCAUCAGCCUUCUGCUGUCUCCAGCCCUCGUCACCGCCUGCUGCACCCUCGCCGCUGUCUCUCACACGCCCCAUGCCACCUCUUUAUUCUUCUUUAUCUCCUCGUGUCUCUCGCUCUCCCUUUUCACUCUUUUCACCAACAGAUAAGAGACAGGACCAAUCGCACCUUGUCGGCGGCUGCGUACUCGCUUCGUGGCACCCGGGAGAGGGGCUCGAGCUUGAAGGCGGAUUACAAGGAGGGAGCAGUAGCCACUCAGUGCCAGACACAAGGCAGAGAGCGCCGGUGCCAGACACGGCAGAGAGUGCCAGUGCCAGACACACGGCUGAGAGUGCUAUUAACAAACACCACGGCCGAGAGUGCCAGUAGUUAGCUAUAUAUCCAAUUAGAGAACAGACGUAUGCCGUACUGUUGAGUCGCAGUUAUGUGUAAAAACAACCAACAAAUGGCUGUAUACUUGAUGACAAUCUGGUCAGCAAAGGUUCAGUGUUUUACCUUUUAUUUUGUUGUACUCGUUUUCUUCUGUAGCUUCGUACUACCGUCUGCUGGUUAGCUCUCAUCAUGCGUUGUGUAUCUCUUCGCCAAAUCAUUACCUCUGCAUGCUCUCUAUUUUCCAGUUCUUCCUGAAAAGCUAACCUGACGAGGAAAUGAGGUGAAAUAACUCAAGAAACCAUUUCAGCUCGUCUUCAGAAUUAGUAUUCACAGAUAAGGGAACUUUUGUUCGCAUUUGUAUAUAAAUACGCACAAAAACGGGGAAAACUUAAUCCUUUAACUUUCCUGAUGCUAAAAACGUAAGCUGCAAGUUUUCUCUGUUAUAAUAAACAGUGCUCUUUUUCCUUCAACAUUUUAUUAUUUAUAAUCUUAUUUAAAAACAAUCCCGUGAACGUAUUUAUUUUUACUAAUUUAUGGGUUAUAUGUAAAUCCCUAAUCUAUAGCACAAUGUUCAAACUCUAAGAUAAUAUUGUGAAAUGAUGCAGACUGAAUAGAUUCAGUAACUUAUUUAUUCAAGUCAAAACCACCUCAGUUGGAAAUUAUUGCAAUCCAAGAGCAUCACAAAAUAGACGAAUAGUUUAAUCUCAAUUCCAAACACUUCACAGGCUCAACUUUGACACCUGGUUCGGGGGUUUAUAGAUUCGGUCAACUUGAUCCUGUUACCGCGAACAUCAAACGGAAUGAGCCGCUGUCAUCCCGUGAUUUGGAAAUGAAACGAACGGGAGCAAUCUCAGUCCGCGGUUCCAACAUCAAACAGACAGGUCGGACCUCAUUACCUCAGUCCAUCAAAGUGAGAAGAUGGAAAUGUGACGCCCUGUAGGUGUUGCAACUUCCGGGCUUCAGUUGUUGAAGGAUCUCUGAUCUUUAAUUGUUGGUCUUCUGGUCAUCAUGUGCUGGAAGACUUCCGGUCAUCAAAUCCUCUUUCUUCUCACCCAUUUCCCCGCAAACCUUCCCUUUCCCCCUCUUUAUAUUUUUUCUAUAAGGCCUUUCAGACUUAAAUUUUUUAAAAUAUACAACUAAAAUUCUGUAAAGUAACUGUAUAUAUUUUUUUGUACAUGUUGUAUGUAGUGAACCGAAGAGAAACAUUCAUGUAUUAACAGAUGUUUUUAUCCUGAAGUAUUAGAAAUUUACUGAUUAUGCUUACAGACAAUUAAUAUUAAAUUUACGAACAGCGAAUUUAGGAUGUUUAUAUUUUCUAUACAAUUUUUUUCUGCGAUUUUACCCUUACAUAAUCCUCUCAGGUCAAUUAGUUAGUAUUUUUGCACAAGAAUACUAAAACAUUAAAUAGUGUGAUGAAAGAAUCGCGGAUGAUUCGGGAAUCAAAAGAAAUAUUCCUCAUCGGGAACUGUUCAUCUAAGGAUUUGGGAAUAAAAAAAAAAAUCCUUAGCGUUAGGAAUGGUUCAGCAAAUUAUUUGAAGACUAACGUAUAUUUUCUUAUCAGAAACACAAGUGUGUCAGUGAACAACAACGCGAGACAAAUUAAGAAACAACGAUUUAGAAAUAAAAAUAUGAGAAGAAUGCGAGUUCAAAACAAAAAUAUCAAGUUUGAGAGGUUUAACUGAGGUUUGAUGCACGGAAUGGGCCCCGCGGGUUCAAUGUUUAUCAGAGAAUAUGAUACUAAUAAUCGACUGGGCUUUUAGGUAGGCGGCUAGAAUUAUCAUAUACAGCGAUCAUGACAAGCUAUCGUUUUAGUCUAGUUUCCAAGCAUUACGAUCAAAUUCAAGUUAUUAAUAACCUAACCAUUACACUGUAACAGUACUGAUAGAAUACUUCGUUUAUAGAUUACAUUAAUUUAAGCUACUCUGAAUAUAAGAGUAGUGAUUUAAAUCUACAGUAAACUUAAAAUACUGCAAAUAUAGGUAAGCUUCAGGGCUAAGAUGGCCAGACAUAUCAGUGGGAAAGUUACGGUGAAAGAUAAAACUGUUUAUUAGGUCAGUCGCCCCUCAGCGGGCGAAACGAUUCCUAAUUUAUGUCGUCAGUGAUGGAUUCGUGUCUUUAUUUCACAGCUUGUCAGUAAUGAUACAUCUUAUAGGUGUAUCGAGUCAGAUGUGUAGGUUCUCACACACGCAAAUAUUUUUUUAAAUCAACAAUCAUUCAAACUCUAGAUGAUGUAAAUAACGGAAGAUAUAUGACGAUAAUAAAGGAGUUAGCUUUGACUAUUCUUCAAUUAGAUAACAUUUUGAAUUACCUCAAAAUACUCCAUACAGCUUCCUCGAGAGUAGCCAUCAACAGCAUCUCUCAUCAUAGGGCGUCAAACAGUUCUUUGGCGGAAAAUGAUAAGCUGUAAGGACUAACUCAUCCUCCUCGAACACGCAAGAUGAUCUCUGUCGUUGAGAAGAUUCUGUAGGAAUUUUAUCAAGUCCAAGUCGGAGUCCCUUCAGCAUAUAAAAGCCUUCGAAAUUACCAGUAAACUGACGGCUACCUUCACCUCCGAGGUCAACAAAGGACUGACAGUUCCCAUCAGCUUCCUCGAGGCGUGUCACCUGUGUGUCUAAGGACGCUCCUCCUAAUUACCUAGGGUCCAUAAAUAGUUUUUUUUCCUGGAAGCAGAGAACGUUACGGUUUCUGUCUCGGGAGUAAUUAUUGCACAUAAAUCUCUUGCCCUGAAGCUUCGUACAUUUUGGCGACUUUUGCAGCUCGGAAACUCGUCAUUUUAUAUAUUUUUUAUAACACUGUAUUAUCGUGUGGAACAUAUUUUAUCUGCGCAGGUGUUAGGUAGGGAUCACUUCUGACGUCAUAACAAGUACACACACACACACACACACACACACACACACACACACACACACACACACACACACACACACCGCUGCAGCAUACGGGCGCCUGGCAAACCUGAGAAUAGCGUUCCGAUACCUUAAUAAGGAAUCGUUCAAGACACUGUACACUGUGUAUGUUAGGCCCAUACUGGAGUAUGCAGCACCAGUCUGGAACCCACAACUGGUCAAGCACGUCAAGAAGUUAGAGAAAGUGCAAAGGUUUGCAACAAGGCUAGUCCCAGAGCUCAAGGGAAUGUCAUACGAGGAAAGGUUAAGGGAAAUCGGACUGACGACACUGGAGGACAGAAGGGUCAGGGGAGACAUGAUAACGACAUACAAGAUACUGCGGGGAAUAGACAAGGUGGACAGAGAUAGGAUGUUCCAGAGAGGGGACACAGGGACAAGGGGUCACAACUGGAAGCUGAAGACUCAGGCGAGUCACAGGGACGUUAGGAAGUAUUUCUUCAGUCAUAGAGUUGUCAGGAAGUGGAAUAGCCUAGCAAGUGAAGUAGUGGAGGCAGGAACCAUACAUAGUUUUAAGAAGAGGUAUGACAAAGCUCAGGAAGCAGAGAGAGAGAGGAUCCAGUAGCGAUCAGUGAAGAGGCGGGGCCAGGAGCUGAGUCUCGACCCCUGCAACCACAAUUAGGUGAGUACAAUUAGGUGAGCACACACACACACACACACACACACACACACACACACACACACACACACACACACACACACUAGAGAAAGUGCAAAGGUUUGCAGUAAGACUAGUCCCAGAGCUAAGAGGUAUGUCCUAAGAGGAGAGGUUGAGGGAAAUCAACCUGACGACACUGGAGGACAGGAGAGAUAGGGGGGACAUGAUAACGACAUACAAAAUACUGAGAGGAAUUGACAAGGUGGACAAUGACAGGAUGUUCCAGAGAUUGGACACAGUAACAAGGGGACACAGUUGGAAGUUGAAGACACAGAUGAAUCACAGGGAUAUUAGGGAGUAUUUCUUCAGCCACAGAGUAGUCAGUAAGUGGAAUAGUUUGGGAAGCGAUGUAGUGGAGGCAGGAUCCAUACAUAGCUUUAAGCAGAGGUAUGAUAAAGCUCAUGGUUCAGGGAGAGUGACCUAGUAGCGACCAGAGAAGAGGCGGGGCCAGGAGCUCGGACUCGACCCCUGCAACCUCAACUAGGUGAGUACACACACACACACACACACACACACACACACACACACACACACACACACACACACACAUACACAUACACACACACACACACACACACACACACACACACACACACAGCUGUGACUCAACCCCCGCAACCACAACUAGGUGAGUACUUGGUGAGUACACAUACACACAACCUAAGAAUAGCGUUUCGACACCUUAGUAAGGAAUCGUUCAAGUCUCUGUACAAAGAGUACGUCAAGUCUGUAUUGGAAUAUGCAGCACCAGUAUGGAACCCACACCUGUGUCAAGCACGUCAAGGAAUUAGAGAAAGGGCAAAGGUUUGCAACAAGACUAGUCCCUUAACUAAGGGGCAUCUCCUACGACGAGAGGUUAAGGGAAAAAGACCUGACGACAUUGGAGGACAUGAUAAAGACAAAAUACUGAAAGGAAUUGACAAGAUGGCUAGGGAUAGGAUAUUUCAGAGGGGACACAACAACAAGGGGUCACAACCGGAAGUUGAAGAUUCAGAUGAGUCACAGAUGUUAGGUUGUAUUUCGUCAGUCAUAAAGUUGUCAGGAAAUGGAACAAUCUGGAGGCAGGAUCCAUAUACAGCUUUAAGAAGAUAUACGAUACAACUCAUGGAGCAGCGCGAGAGCGGAUCUAGUAGCUACCAGCGAAGAGGUGGAACCAGUAACUGUGACUCGACUCCUGCAACCGCAAAUAGGUACGUACGUACACACACACACACACACACACACACAAACUAAAAUAUUUGAAAUUAAUAUCCCCUGGGCUUUAAAAAAAUAUAAGACCCAGGGGAAACAUAACAACAUUUAAGAUAAUCAAGUGAAAGGGCGAGUAUAACCAGACUGCAGGCAGGGAAAUGGGCGCAAUGGAGGAAAAAAAUGUAGAACAUAAAUUGGGAAAUAUUUUUUAAGCCUCGUGUUGGCUGAGUAGUGGAAUGACUUCUAUGAAGAAGUGGAGGACAACUCUAAACCUCAGUUUUGCAAAUAUGAAUGAUAGGAACUUUAGAGAUACAUAUAGGAAGAAUAGGUGGUAAGGAACAAGUAUUUGGAAAUUUAUAUCUAAUACAGAAUAAUCUAUAGAAAUGAUCCGUAGAAAAUCUUAAGACGGAAAUACACGUGUUCAUGAUGGUACUGAUUCAUCCCGAAACAGUACGCAACAUGAUGCGUCUGAUGGUACUGAUUCAUCCCGAAUCAGUGCGUAUCAUGAUGCGUCUAAUGGUACUGAUUCAUCCCGAAUCAGUACCAUCAGACGCACUUUAAAAAAUAUAUACUGAAAAACUUUGAAAAUAAGAAAGUUAAAACUAUCUUGAACUUCCUAAUAUAACUUAAUGUUUAUAAAAGAGAAAAGUUUCUAUGUUACUUUGAAAGAGUAAGUUAAACUUAGUGAAGUAGCAAUAUUUUUUAUCGCACUGCAUACCUAAAGUAGAAAAAAAUACAAAACCGUAACUGGAACAAUAUGUAAAUAACACACACACAGAGGAGACAAACCAAUGUUGACGUUUCGGUCUGACGUGGACCAUUAACUUAGGUGGCUAGUGAUGGUCGAAGUCCGAACGAAACGUUGUCAUUAAUUUCAGUUUCCUAUAUAUUAUUAUUAUUAAUGCACCCAUGGCAAGCGCUGAUCCCCUGUGGAUUAUUUACCAACAGGUUACGUUAUAGUUGCAAAAAAAAAAAAACGUUUAAACUAACAAGCUGUUAAUCGAACCAGGUAAACCAAGUAAAACAAACCUUGUUAAUUUAAUCCUUGAAUGUAGACUGGCACUGUUAACUUACCCAGGUAUGAUGUAAAAUUAACACUCACUAUUAACGUGAGUCUUUUGCUUUGUAAUACUUAAAACAACAGCCACCACGAGACUUUCCACAAACUUCUGACAUUGUGUUAGUUAUUUCUCCAUCAAAUGUUUAUUAAUACAUUUCGAAACAGUUGCUGUUUUAACACACAUUUAAAUUUCGUUAGAAAUAUAGCUUCAGGAUAUUUAGAAAAUAUGGAUAUCUCUCUUCUGUUCAGAGGAUAAGGAUGUUCUUCACUGUAAUAUAUAUAUACAUAUAUGUAUGUAGAGUGAUAAUGUUAACACUGGUGUAAUGGUCAGUGACACGUAUGAUUGUAUACCAUGUACAAAUACAAUAGUCGUUUACAAGGAGUCCACAGUCUCUCGUGUAUAUAGAAAAAGUAGAGACGAAUCUUUAUGUCAUGUCUCCCUUUAAUUCUCAUGUACCGAAAAAACAGAAAACUCCCUUUAUUGGCUGUCUGUCUUCCUGUGAGUUUCGCCUUAAAUAUUUAAGUGUGUGUAUGUGUGUGUGUAUGUGUGUAAAGAGGUAAAUAUCAAAGGGAGCGAAAGAGAGAGAGAAUGGGAAUUUGGAAUGCCUCUUAGACAUCACAUCUGAGUGUUAUAUAUCGGAUAAUGCGAAAUCAUGUACAUGACUAAAUAUACUACACGUCAUUCGUUUUAAUUAUCAGCCAUACUUCCAGAACAUCAGGGUUUGUAUUAGUUAUAAGAAUACCGCUUGAUACUUCCUAUAAUAGCCAGAGUCGGCGAACGAGGCUGCAACACCAGCUGAUAGAUGCAUUUCUGCAACACUCAAGGUAUGUGUUGCAAGCUAAUUGGUUCUUCACAAGGAACACUCAUCACAACACACGUCUGCGUGAAAGUAAAAAAAAAUAGUGAAUGUAGUACAAAGAUUAGAACUGCCAACCUAGCAGAUGGAAGACAAAGUCUCACCAACAGGAAUGAUUCAAUUUACUGGAUUCCUGAUAACCAAUUCGCUAUUCAUGAUAUUUGAUUCAUGAUUAAUGAUUCUGAUUAUUGAGUAAUUAUUCAGAAGUUCUCGGCAUCACGUAGUAGCAGUAAUCAUUUUUUAUCAAGUCUGAAUAUAGAGGUAGCGAAAGAAAAGUCGUAACCGAUACAUUUAGUUCACAAAACUGUUGAUAUUUUCAAGCAUUGAAAUAAAGCUUCAUAGAGUUGAACCUGGGCUUUCACUUUGUGAACUGAGUGAGAAGCUAAGUAUAAUGUAGAGGACAAGGUAGAGUUAAAGUGCUCUUGUUGUAGAGUAGGUCCCGAAGGAAGAUUGGAGGAAUAAGAGGAAAGUGAGAGAAAGUGGCAGUGGAGGAUCACGAUGAGCGAAGACGGUUAAGAAGUGAUCAUAGAAGAGGAUUUGCCGAUAGUUAAUAAACACGAAUCCAGAGGACAAGCACAAAAAAAAUGUGAAAAAAUGUAUAAGUACAAGGAAAGAAAAUUGUAGGGGUGAUUAUUACGUUACUAUAACUGGCUGGUCAACUUCCACCUGACAGCCCACAUAUACAACAGUAAUUACCACUAAUUAUUCCAUCUCAGAAAUACGUAUUAUGAUCCUAAACUUUUUCUAUACUACCCAUAUCUUAAAAUCUUUGGAUUCAAUACCAUUAUUUCACAAAAUAGUACAAUUAGAACGAAGGGUUUUCUUAGAUUAUUUCCAUAUAAGGAUAGUUGUAUCACGGAAACACAAUAUACACUGGGAUGGAAAUAGUUUUGCCACAAAAUUUAUGACACUGGCAGAAAUAAGGCACAAUACAUGUUUCAGGGAUACAGAGAGGUCACGCUGGUCGCCUCUGAGCUCUCCAAAGUUUUCAGCUCCGUCUCUGUCGUCUUAACGUCCUCUGUUCCAGUAUGUUAGGUUAUAUAUUUAUCAGGGAAAAAUCUCCUGACACGGGUCUUAUUCAAAUAAAUAUCUCUUUGUUCCGCCUCUCCUGACUUAUAUAUACACAAAGCCACUCAAGUCAUAGCCAAACAAACAAAACACAAGCCAGAACUUGCAGUUCUCUUAAAUAGCCACAUCCUCAAGUGCAUUAAUCAUUUCCCAC